Messenger RNA from Galendromus occidentalis (western predatory mite), 3135 nucleotides. It is a transcript of the gene hts, whose product is annotated as adducin 1-like protein hts. The record is from RefSeq and is a predicted model, not a curated record. NCBI's taxonomy places the organism in Eukaryota, Metazoa, Arthropoda, Arachnida, Mesostigmata, Phytoseiidae. Gene Ontology annotation, cellular component: cytoskeleton; plasma membrane; postsynaptic density. The transcript has 11 exons. Bases 236 to 2425 code for a protein of 729 amino acids. Gene Ontology annotation, molecular function: actin filament binding.
AGCCGCGCCCAGCCUGUUGUGGACGCAGCACAAAGCCUGCAUAGUGAAAAAGACCCAGACAACUCUUCCUCUCAGACACGAGUCUAAAUCUCGAGAGAAGUUCUCGAGCGAACUUCGAGGUCCAUAACAUUGUGCUAUCAAGUUGCCUGUCUGCUCAAGAAACUCCAGCCUGCCCUCAGGGAUACACAGAUCUUCGCCCUUGGUUGAUUCUUGAUUCAUUUUGUCACUGCACAAAAUGGCAGACGAAUCAAACGGUGCGACGAACGGAACAUUCGACCCCGAGGAUCCCGAGGUUCAGAAACAAAUGAUGCGGCCUCCUGACAUCGCUGCCGACAUGAAAGAAAUGGAUCGGAGAAAGCGAGUCGAGAUGAUCAUGAACUCACAGGUGUUCCGUGAAGAGCUCGAACGCAUUGUUGAGAGUCAACUACGAGAUGGUUACACCCCGGGCAAUAUUCAUGCGCUGCAGCAAGUUACCGAUUUGCUCUUGCCUAGCUCACAAAAACAGCGGGGACCCUUGCUGCCGAUCAAUGAUAUUCGAGGAGUAGAUGGACUUCGGUAUUCGAAACAAGAACGUGUCCUCAGAUGCAAAAUGGGCUCCUUGUGUCGGCUUUUGGAUGCGUACGGCUGGACGACUCACCAUUUCACUCAUCUGACCGUGAGAAUAACUCAGGACCAAGAGCAUUUUCUCAUCAAUCCCUUCGGACUACUUUAUCAUGAAAUCACGGCUUCGUCGCUGCUGAAAGUAGACAUGCAAGGGAACGUCAUCGACACGGGGACUACAACGUUCUCUUUCAAUAAACAAGCCUUCGCGCAGCAUGCGAUCUUGCAUGCGCAUCGACCGGAUCUUAAAGCUAUCAUCCAAUGUCGCCAUCCGGCCCUGGUCACAGUCUCCGCCAUGAAAAACGGACUUCUCCCAGUUAGCGCGGACGCGGCCAUCCUCGGAGAGAUUUCCUAUGCUUCUCCCGGAACUGAUUGUGAAGUGUUAUCCAAGGCUCUCGGACCCAUCAACAAGAUUGUUUUCAUCCGGAAUCAAGGCGCCAUAAUCAGCGGCGACUCCAUCGAAGAGGCUUUCGGUUGCUUGUCAGCAACCAUCUCAACCUGCGAACAGCUAUUGCAAUUGGCCCCUCUGGGCUUGGACAACGUUUAUGUAUUGAGUCCGGAUGAGCUCAACGCUCUCAGGGAGGAACAGAAGGCUCUUAAAGACGUCGAGUCCUCAAUCCCAGGAGACGAGGACAAGGACAGGGCCGAUUCAAAGGCUGACAAAAUGAGCAGGAGAUUGAGGAUGUGCGACGUGAAUUUCGAAGCCCACAUGCGGAUGUUGGACAACAGCGGUUACAGAACAGGCUACAUCUACCGACAGCCUCUGCUCCGCGACGAGAGACCCAGAACGAAAAACGAAGUAGAAGUUCCUCCUUCCGCCACGUCAUUCGGCCAGAGUUUAGAUGCAGACAAGUGGUUGAGUCCUUUGAAGAAACUAAUAGAUGCCAGGAAGACGCAAGACAAGAUGCGAUAUGUCAACUCGCCCAACUCUUACCAGAGAGUUGAGGUGCUUGAGACCGGCACUGCAGAUCCAAAGAAAAUUACCAAGUGGGUUCAAGACGGACAACAGUUUACUCAGCAGACGGUCUGUAAAAUUGAGGGCAGUCAUCAGUUUGUACCGACCAAUACCGACCCGGCGGAGUUCAAGAGGAAACAAAAAGAGAUGAAAGCGAAUCGUUUGAAUUCGAAAGUCACCGCUGGACCUACGUCGAACAUUUUGGAGGGCUAUACGUGGGAGGAAAUAAGACAGAUGCAGGAACAAAUCAAUAGAAGCGGCGACAAUGUUGUUUCGUUCGGCGCUGCUUCUAAGGGAAUAAUUCAGAGAGACUUCCAACAUAACGCGAUGGUUUAUAAGAGUGCUUAUCAAAAGAAUCCUUUCGACGGAAUCACUGAAGAGGAUCUGGAAGAAUACCACAAACUCAUCGAACGUAAGGCUCGCGGUGAGAUAAUCGAAACGGAUAUCCCCGAAAAUCUGAAACCCCUCCUCCAGGAACCUGUAGCCCAUGGUAAGACAUCGACUCCAAUCAAAAGCCCGCCUGUGAAGUCACCGGUACAGUCUCCAGUCUCGGAAGAAGACUCGUACCGAUCCUCGAGCGUAAGGAGGACCCUCUCUGCUCGUAUGGCUGCAGAAGACGCAGAGGAGACGCAGCGAGGGAUCGGCUUCGGAAGAAGAUACUUCUCUGAGCGCAAACCCAAAAAGAGCGGAAAAGAUCUGGAGAGAGAGAACGAGAAGAGUGGAGACGAAUCGAAAUCGCUCAGCAGCAAAGAAGUGAGUGCCCCUGUGAGCUCACCCUCGAAGAGCGAGAAGAAGAAAAAGAAGAAGUCCGGAGGUUUGAGUACCGCAUCGUUCUUCAAGAAAAGGAGCAAGGCCAAGGAAGAAGCUUGAGAUCGAAGAACUUAAGUACCUCAGCGAGAGAUAAAGUUAUAAUUGUCGUCAUCGCAAAUGAGGAAGGGGAACGAGGAAAUUAGCGUUCGCAGUAGGAGUUUACGGUCCCGACAUGGGAACUGACGACGGCAGCGGCGAGAGGGAUACUCCACUUGGGAAAUUUUGACUACUCCGACGCUCUCAUUCUACACUCAACAAUCUUCACACAGACCACCCACAGUAAAUUUUCAGAGCACUUUUCACUCCGAAGUGCGUUCAAGCCGUUAUCGAUGACUGAAAGGAAUCCUUUGCCACAAACUUCACCGCCGCCACUAUGACGGGGAGACGGGAAAUCAGCGACGAGCAUCGUUCGUCCUCGAACGGAAGGCCGUCAGCGUCACUGAAGGGGGCCGUCCGUACGGAUGGGGACGGAUCCGACCUCGAGAAAUAAGCUUGAAGGGGCUGCAAGCAUAUGAGUUGGGUUUUGAGAAACCAGUUGUGCACCGCAUAAUAGACCAAGUUGACAGAGGCCCGGGAACCCAUCGAAUUCGAAUUUCUCUCAUGAAGGAACGCAGCUCCGAUUUCAUCAAGUUCGCCUUCACGCCCGCUUUGUUCGGCAUUCACAUUGCGCAGUCUUGAGCCUGUAUCGGAAGAAAGCUACCGCCGUCCAAAACACUGCCUGUGAACGCGCUCGACGAGGGCAAACGAGUCGAGCGGAGUGUCAUCGCAGA